AUGGCCGCAAACGACCAACAAACAUCCAGCGCACCGACACCGACACCGACACCUCCUUCCACUGCAGCGGCGGCAAGCACUCCAGCACCAGCACCGUCCUCCAGCCCGGCCAACAUCAUCACCGCACUUGGGAACGCGUUCAAGAAUCAGAAUGGUGAGCCGAUCACAGGAGAGCGUAUUGCGCAACUUCUUGCGCAGAAUAUGGGCCAGCUUGGGGAGCUCGCGCGCCAGGGAAAGCUGAACGCGCAACAGAUUCAACAGCUGAAGGAAUAUGCAGAGAGGUAUAAGACUCCUGCUACCGGUGCGAUUACUACGACAGCGGGAACAUCCACAGCGUCUAUAGCAACUACUUCAGCCAAGCCAGCGGGGAUAACACCUACAGCAGUAUCGACCGCCACUAGUGCGUUCAAAACCGGCUCAUCUGCUCCUGUCCUUACCUCAACAACGGGGGACGGAUAUCCCAUCAGCCAAACGCUCGCUACAACCAAUCCUGGGCCCGUGUCAUGGCCUGCGGCACAACAGGGAAGACCGACUUUGACUGGCGGCAUGACUGCUGGAAGAAUAUCUGGCACCCCGGCGCAGGUAGCUCGGUCGGGCGAGGAAACGACGUUGUCGAUUGAUGACAACCGCACGAGAAGGAAGAACACACCCGGGGACCAGAGCAUGCGCCGCUCAAUCCAGGACGUGGUAUUGAGCGUCGAUCCCAACGUGCGUAUCGAACCCGAGGUUGAAGACCUGCUCUUGCAAAUUGCAGAUGAGUUUAUAGAUUCGGUCACGAAUUUCGGAUGCCGGCUAGCCAAGCACCGAGGGAGCGAUUCCCUCGAAGUCAAGGACCUCCAGUUGCAUCUGGAACGCAAUCAUAACAUCCGUAUACCAGGUUUCGCUUCAGACGACACACGUAUAUCGCUUUCCCAAUCUACUGUCGCAGCUCCUGCACCCACCACAACGGCCAAGAAGUCUGCACAAGGAAAUUCAGCAACACUCAGAAGCCAGCGACUCGCACAAGUGCAGCAAGCCAAACGAGAGGGAAAGCUGCUAUGA
Messenger RNA from Pisolithus orientalis, 1041 nucleotides. RefSeq names its product transcription initiation factor TFIID subunit A-domain-containing protein. The coding region runs from base 1 to 1041 and encodes 346 amino acids. The record is from RefSeq and is a predicted model, not a curated record. Gene Ontology annotation, molecular function: DNA binding; TBP-class protein binding; protein heterodimerization activity. Gene Ontology annotation, cellular component: SAGA complex; transcription factor TFIID complex; SLIK (SAGA-like) complex. Gene Ontology annotation, biological process: DNA-templated transcription initiation; RNA polymerase II preinitiation complex assembly. The transcript has 6 exons. Lineage: Eukaryota; Fungi; Basidiomycota; Agaricomycetes; Boletales; Pisolithaceae.